This is a messenger RNA of Aspergillus homomorphus CBS 101889, 3221 nucleotides long. Its product is annotated as phosphatidate phosphatase App1 family protein. The record is from RefSeq and is a predicted model, not a curated record. Gene Ontology annotation, molecular function: phosphatidate phosphatase activity. Gene Ontology annotation, cellular component: actin cortical patch. The transcript is spliced from 2 exons. NCBI's taxonomy places the organism in Eukaryota, Fungi, Ascomycota, Eurotiomycetes, Eurotiales, Aspergillaceae. Bases 1 to 3087 code for a protein of 1028 amino acids.
AUGUUGAAGGCUUCCCAAUCGGGCGAAGUGUCUGUCCCCACCGCGGAAAACGUGGCUCCGAAAUUCCCCCCGCGUUCCCGCUGGCGCGCGCUCCCGCCCCCUACAACUCCCACAACCGCCAGCAGCAGCAACAAACGACCACCACCACCAGCAUCCCUCCGAGAAUCCCUCCACCCCCACCGCAGCAACCGCGCCCUCCUCACCCCGUCGCCCCUCCGCUCCCUGCCCCGCGGACAUAGACUACUCCGUCUCCUCCUAGGCCCGCACCCCUUCCGCCGCGCCCAGCUCCGCCUCUGGAGUCUCCGACACGAGACGAUCCCUGCAUUCCGCCACCGCGCACAAGCCCGCGUCUACCGCGCGCUCGUCCAGCGGCAGACCAACAAGCUUUCACGCCAGCGUAAUAUCAAUCUCGGCAGUGGUGGUGGUGGACGCGGUGGAGUACUAGGGUAUCUGCUCGGGCGGGGGAGACGGUUGCGGUCGCUCGCUUAUCCCGGUGCCGGUAGUGGCGAGCGCGCAGGGCUGAGAGGUAUAGGUGUUAGGGCGCCAGCAGACACGCCAGCAGCGUCGACAAUGUCGCAGUACGAGUCGUGGGGUGCCAAUCGGGGCACCCGCCGGAAGAAGGUCUAUGAUUACCUCAAGGCUGCUAACGAGCUGCGCCAGACAUAUGCGGCGCAGUGGGCGGCGCAGCUUAAUGGUAGCCAGCAGCGGGAUUAUAAUGAUGAGAAUUAUGCUCGUGAUGCCCCGGGGGCGUUUCCGGAUGUUGAGAUCGCGCGCUCUGGGCUUGAGGAGAUGGUUAUUUUUCCGAGCUAUGGGCGGCGGAUUGUUAGGGGGGCUCAUUCUGGUGAGAAAGAGAAAGAGGUGGAGGUAAAGGAGGGGGAGGAAGGGUGGGGGGGAAGGAGGGGCUCAAAUGCUACGAUUGAUGAGUAUCGUGGUCUUUCGGAUGAGCCGGCUGCGGAGACGAGGAGUAAGGCUACGGGCUGGGAUGAUUAUGAGGAUAAGAAUGCCAUCGUUACGGUGGAUGUGCGCGGUUGGUUGUAUGCGCCUCAUCGCGGGCCGAUGACGCGGAAACAUCGUCUUAUGAUUGCCUUGGCGAGAAAGUUGAGUGGUGUGCCUGCUCCCGCGAGUAAUGCGAACGGUGGCGGUGGGGAUGAGCUGGGUGGGAGUAUGCAGCAGAAGACUGAUAGACGCGAGGCUGAGUUGGUUGAUACGGAGGCGCAGUCGAUCAUCAAGGGGGCGGAGGGUAGGGCGGACUCGGCGUGGAGGGAGAGCGCGUUGGGCGAGAGGGACGGUCAGGGAGUGCCUGGACGCCUGCCACAGCGGACGGGAACCUCGUCAAGCGUCGCUACUACAGCUACCACGCAGAUGACCAAGGAUGAGCUUUCGAUGGCCAACGCGCAUCUGAUGGAGCGACUGCGUCCUUUCCUCACGAACCCGGUCACGGACAUGCCCGUGACGGUGUUUUUCUUCGAUGAGACCAGGAGCCAGUCACGGAGUAUCAUGACCGAUGUCUCUGGUCACUUCAACAUGCGGGCAGCGCUGCCGUUCGUCCCGACCCAUAUCCGCGUCCUCGCCUCAGAGAGCCUCUCUGUGGUGAAGGAGGUCCAGAUCAUCGAGCCCUCCGGUGUCAGUCUGAUCAGUGAUAUCGACGACACGGUGAAACAUUCGGCUAUCGCGAGCGGCGCGAAGGAGAUCUUCCGGAAUACCUUUGUCCGUGAACUGGCCGAGCUGACGAUCGAAGGCGUAACGGACUGGUACAAUCAGCUGGCUAAAAUGGGUGUUGAGAUACAUUAUGUCUCCAACGCCCCGUGGCAGCUCUACCCUCUCUUGGAGCGGUACUUCAAACAGGUCGGGCUGCCUCCGGGGUCCAUGCAUCUCAAACAGUACAGUGGGAUGCUCCAGGGGAUCUUUGAGCCUACGGCGGAGCGGAAGAAGGGCAACCUCGAGCAGAUCUUGAGAGACUUCCCUUCGCGGAAGUUCAUACUGGUCGGUGAUAGCGGCGAGGCAGAUCUGGAGGUCUACACGGACAUCGUCCUGGCCAACCCAGGCAGGAUCCUGGGCAUCUUCAUCCGCGAUGUCACCACUCCCCUCAAGAGGGAAUUCUUCGAGAAGUCCGUGGACUAUCUGGAACAUAAGGCGUCCCGAAGCCGCAGCGAUCCGCAACUCGUCGAUGAAUCCGAUGCGGCGACUAACCGGCCGGCGCUCCCACCUCGCCGGCCUCUUGCGCAGGUUAACCCGUCUGCGGAUGCCAUCAGCCUGGACAAUGCGGAUCUGAUUGAUCUGCGAGAUGAUGACGAGCGGGACACCACGACCUCCUCCCUGUCUCCUGCCGGACGCACGGCCCCGGCCAAGCCGUCGAAGCCCUCAUCGUUGCGCUCAAACUCGACUAACCCCGACAUGUCUGUAGGGGACAUGAUCAAGCGCAAGCCUGUACCGCCACUGCCCCCGCGCCGAUCAUCUAUCAAGCCGGAGGUCUCGCCGGAUCGGAAUCUGGGCGCAGCCGAUCCCAGAAUCGACGGCAACUCUUCUGGAGGGCGUACAGUCCAGCAGCUACCUACGCGGCCCAAGACCGCCGGCAUGGAACAGGACCUUGGCGAUGCCAGGUCCACGCGCUCGAAGCAAGCCCCUCCACCCCCUCCGCCUCGCCGAGCCAACACGGCAGCAUCAGUCGCAAGCUCCGGCUCGUCCCAGCCACCCACCAACCGCUCCACCCCUCAGAGGCAACCACAGCAACAACAAUCCUACCCCGCCGCAGCAGCCUCCGCGGCCCUGCAGUACGCCUCCGAACGCCUCAACUGGUCCGCCUCUCCAUCCACAAUCCUCCGCUCCACCCAAUCAAGCUCAUCCCUAAACCGAACCAACACCGGCAACGACCUGGACCGGAACGGUGGGGCUGACAACCCGCCUCCGCCCGCCGCCCCGCUCCCAAACAAGCGGGAGGAAAUGUGGCGGCGACGGUGGGAGCGUGCACAGGAACUCCUCGAGCAGCGCGGCGUGGUACUGGGGAGCUGGCGCGUCGGCCGCGAUGCGCAGGAGGUCAGCGUAUGGUUGGUGGAGGAGGCGAUUAAGGAGAUGAAGAACAAGGGUUAGUCAGUUUGGCAGGUUACUUGAGAUAGAUGAUACCCUUCCACCCCGAUGGUCCUUCGGUGGUUUGCUCACGAUAUACGCUUGGAGUAUAUUAGAUGAAUGGUUGAAUGUAUACCAUACCAUAUCAUACCCUAUCG